AUGUCUGGUUAUCGAAGAGGCGGUUUUCGAGGCCGAAAGCGCUUUUAUAAAGACACUUUCGCGCCGGGAGGUUCAAAAACCGAUCCUCUGAACCUUGCGAUUGAAUUGCUCGAUAAUCCGGAGGAAGAGAAAAGACGUUUGGGUCUUUUGGAUCCGGAGCCUGCAACAGUUCCUCAGCCAAAACGUCGAAAAACCAAAAAGAAGGAGAAAAAACAGGAAAAAGCAGAGGAAGAGGAGACAGAUUCCCCUAAAAAAUCUCCUGUGAAGAAAAAUCGACAUGGUUCGCCAAAGAAAGAGCCUCGACGUGAGCAUCAGCCUACCAAAGAAGAGAAGGAAGCCUCGGAAUUCCGUAAGAACAAAAAUGAAUAUUUCAACCGCAAAUAUCGUUAUGGAAACUUCGAUAGAUAUUAUGGAAUCCGCUUGAAUCCUGGAGAAACUGACAAACGUCUAUCUGCUUUCGAUAAGGCUUGGUUCGAACAUAAGUCAAUUCUGGAUAUUGGAUGCAAUGUUGGAUUUCUCACAUUAUCCAUUGCAAAGGAUUUUUCGCCCCGACGAAUUCUUGGUAUUGAUAUCGACGAACAUCUUAUUGGCGUGGCACGGAAGAACAUUCGGCAUUAUUGCGAUCAUGAGACGGCUGUUGCUGGGAAGUUUCCGGUGUCAUUCGGUGUUCAAUUCGGAACGAUUUCUCAACGAACUGAAGAACCGCGACCAUUCUCAACUAAGUUUCCUGACAAUGUUUGGUUCAAAAAGGAGAACUACGUGUUGGAAAGCGACGAGAUGCUUGACAUGAUUCAACCAGAGUUUGAUGUGAUUCUCGCCCUUUCUAUUACAAAAUGGAUUCACUUGAAUUGGGGAGACAAUGGACUGAUGAGAUUCUUCAAGCGAGCUUAUGCGCAGCUUCAUCCCGGUGGUCGCUUCAUCAUCGAACCACAAGCAUUUGAAACGUAUCGGAAGCGUGCCAAAAUGAACGAGGAACUCAAAGCAAACUACUCCAAGAUUGAGUUCAAACCCGAGGAUUUCGAAAUGUGGCUAAUCGAGACUGUUGGCUACGAAUCUGUCGAGAAACUUGGUGUGGCAACUGCCAAGUCGAAAGGAUUUGAGAGACCAAUCGACGUGUAUCUGAAACCGGUGCGACCAAAAACCGGCGCGAUCCCAUUGGGUUAUAUUUGA
Caenorhabditis remanei is the source of this 1170-nucleotide messenger RNA. RefSeq lists its product as uncharacterized. NCBI's taxonomy places the organism in Eukaryota, Metazoa, Nematoda, Chromadorea, Rhabditida, Rhabditidae. Bases 1 to 1170 code for a protein of 389 amino acids. The transcript is spliced from 4 exons. The record is from RefSeq and is a predicted model, not a curated record. Gene Ontology annotation, biological process: snRNA modification. Gene Ontology annotation, molecular function: RNA methyltransferase activity; O-methyltransferase activity; snRNA binding.